Messenger RNA from Pelodiscus sinensis (Chinese soft-shelled turtle), 7633 nucleotides. The record is from RefSeq and is a predicted model, not a curated record. NCBI's taxonomy places the organism in Eukaryota, Metazoa, Chordata, Testudines, Trionychidae.
UAUAGUAGUUUUAGAGCAGUCCUAAUGUCCAGUGGCUCAUAACAGCCCCCAAUAGGCCAUUACAUAACCAGGGAUUAUUGGCUCAAUUCUACUCUCAGGACAUUUCCCACUACUGGGAAAAUCCCUAAUGGCUGUUUAGGAAAGCUUUCCUUGUUCCUUUGGCUCACCUGAGCAGGGUGGUGUCUACACAGUCAAACUAGGCUUGUUGUCCUGUGUGUUAACAUUUCUAAACUUUUGUAUACUUUUUACAUUUAAGCUUACCAUUAGAAUAAAUUUGUCAGGCUUAUGAAUACAACAGGGCUCUUUCAGUGCAUGAUUGAAAGGGGGCAUUAUGUGUCUAUGCCUUUGCACAGAGGUGUUACAAAAGGGGGAGGUGAUGUUAUAGGGUAUAGCUGACAAAAAGUAGUGGUUGGUGUUGGACUGUAACAAGGUAGUGUGUGGGGGACAGGAGUGCCAAGUGAUACAUUUGGCAGCCCUGUGGUACCUGCUGAUGUCUCAGAUGGAUUUUCCCAUAUGCAGCUAAGAUGCAUUUGACUGCAGUUGUGCCUUCCAACUGCAUGGGGACGCUGUGGCACCUGCUAAGCUUCCUCUCUUGUUGCUUCCUCUUCUGGCUUACUCAGGCAGGAAGAGGUAGUAGUGGUUGCCAGAGGCAACAUUACCACUGAAGGUGGGCUGCUUAAUAUUGGCUCAAAAGUCCCUUAUUCUUUGGUUAGCUACAUUAGGCUCCACCAAUCAGAAACCCAUAGCAAACACUCCUCCCCCCCCAUAUAGCCCAGAAUUGCCUGUCAGUUACCCUCUUACCCACUUAUCCCAGCCCCAACUGACAAAUUUAGUGCAGCUCCACAUCUACCUUUACUGUUCGGAUUGGGGUGUUUUGACCAUAAAGUGAAGUUUAUUGUAAUAUGCAAAUUAUGUGCAAAUUAUUUGCAAAUAGGCAUAGUUAAAAAAAAGCCAUAGAAGAGCAACACAAAACUUGGCACUUCUGGUGGGGGUAGGGUUGAGGAAAGGCACUCGUCUUUGGGUGGGUGGGAGGCAGUUGCUUGUAUGCUGAAGGCAUUUAAAGGCAGUGUCUUUUUAUUGAGGUGGGGGGGAGGGUAUGGAACAGUGGUCAGUGAAGGAAUUGUGGAGUAGUCUUUAUCUCUGGCACCUCAGCCUCCCUUUUGGGGUCCUUGGCUGCACCUGCCAGCCAACCAGCACCCUCUUUGCCCUCAGCAACUUGCUUUCCUUGAGAGGCCCAGAGGGAAGAGGAGACAGAAUAGCUGAGGCAAAAGAACACUAAGCCACCAGGCAAGGACAGAGAAAGCCACCAGCCUCGCUGCACUGAACACAGGCCCGUGCUGCCACAAGGUACUGAGUGAGCAGGCCCGGACUGCCGGACGCUGCUGCUCUCUGAGUAGCACUGCUCUUGGAAGUGGCCAGAAUGAGCAUGACUGCCUCUCUGAACACCCAUUGUGUCCCGCUACCACUGCUUGGGCCUGAACAAGAGGAAGAGCAGGAGCAACCUCAGAUAUACAUGUGUGUGUUGUGGUAUGCAGGGCAGCUAGGGAUCACUUACUAUGACACCGGAGACUGCUCAGUCUACUUCAUGCCUGACAUGCCUGAUAACGAAGACCUCAAGCUGCUGCAAAAAGUAAUUGAUGAAGUCCUCCCCCAAUGCAUAGUGACUAGUGCCAAGCAGGAUCAUAACAUCGCCAAAUUCCUGACCAAUAUGGGUACUGCUACUGGCAAUGUGGAAAAGCCAGAAAUUGUCCUCUUUCCCAAUAUGGACUUUGGCCUGGAAGUAAGCAAACAGCGAAUCCUAUCUAGGCAAUUUCCUUUUAUUCCCUCUCAUAUGACUGCAACAGAAAAAAUCCUCUAUUUGUCUUCCAUCAUUCCCUUCGAGAGCCCACUCAUGGUACGAGCACUAGGUGGCUUGUUGAAGUUUCUUGACAAGAGGCGGAUCGGAGUUGAACUGGAAGAUAGCACCAUUGGGGUUCCAAUCUUGGCCUUUAAAAAGUUUGUGCUCAUGGAUAUUGUGAAUAUGGACCAAGAUACUUACUGUGUCCUACAGAUAUUUAAAAGUGAGGUACAUCCUUCUGUGUACAAGCUGGCCACUGGGCUGAAAGAAGGACUCAGUUUAUUUGGGAUUUUGAACUGCUGCAGGUGCAAGUGGGGAGAGAAACUAAUGAGGUUGUGGCUCAUGCGACCCACCCAGAACCUUACAGAGCUGAACAAACGGCUGGAUGUUAUCCAGUUCUUCUUGCUGGCUCAGAACCAUGAAACAGUCCUGACUCUUCAAGACUGCCUCAAGAAUAUAAAAAAUGUACCUCAGAUUCUGAGAAGAAUGACUCUUUCACAUACAAAGGUCAGUGACUGGCAGGCACUUUAUAAAACAGUGUAUAAUGCGGUGUGCCUCAGAGACACAUGCCGUUCUCUGCCUAGCAGCAUCGAACUCUUCCAGACCAUCUCACAAGUCUUCACCGAUGAUCUGUAUUAUAUUGCCAGUCUCAUCAGCAAAGUGGUAGAUUUUGAAGGCAGCAUCUCAGAAAACCGUUUCACUGUCAGACCCAAUGUGGAUCCCACCAUUGAUGAAAAAAAACGAAAGCUGAUGGGUCUCUCAGACUUCCUUACAGAAGUGGCCCGGAAGGAACUGGAGAUGCUGGACAAUCAGAUUCCUUCCUGUUGUGUCAUCUACAUUCCCUUGAUUGGCUUCCUACUUUCCAUUCCGCGGCUGCCCACCAUGGUGGACAAGAAUGACUUUGAGAUCGAAGGCCUGGAUUUCAUGUUCUUGUCAGAAGAUAAACUGCAUUACAGAAGUGCUAGGACUAAGGAACUAGACAGCAUUCUAGGUGACCUGCACUGUGAGAUCAGAGACCAGGAAGCACUUAUCAUGCACCAGAUGCAGACAAAGAUCUUGGAGAAGUCUGCAGUACUUAACAAUGUGAUUGAGUACACAGCACACCUAGAUGUUCUUCUAGCUCUGGCCGUGAUGGCUCGAGAGAAUAGCUAUAGCCGUCCAUGCUUUACCCACCGCCAUGGCAUCCAUAUCAAGGAUGGCAGGCAUCCACUCAUGGAGCUAUGCGCAAAGACUUUUGUGCCCAAUCCUGUGGACAGUGGUGAGGCUAGUGGGCGGAUAAAGAUCCUUACAGGGCCCAACUCAUCUGGGAAAAGUGUAUACUUAAAAAUGGUGGGACUCAUAACAUUCAUGGCCCUCAUUGGUAGCUAUGUCCCUGCUGCACAGGCUGAGAUUGGGGCUGUUGACGGGAUUUACACAAGGAUUCACAGCAGGGAAUCUGUAUCUCUGGGACUCUCCACUUUCAUGAUUGAUCUCAACCAGGUUGCCAAAGCAGUGAACAAUGCCACUGAGAGGUCCUUGGUACUUAUUGAUGAAUUUGGCAAAGGGACCAACACAGUGGAUGGCCUCUCCCUUCUGGCUGCUGUGCUGAGGCACUGGCUUAACCAGGGAAUCCAGUGUCCACAAGUCUUUCUCUCCACGAAUUUUCACAGCUUGGUGCAGCUGAAGCUCCUUCCUGACACUCCUCUUGUGCAGUACCUGACAAUGGAGACUCACCAAGAUGGAAAUGAGUUAGUAUUCUUCUAUCAGCUCAAAGAGGGGGUAUCCACCGUUAGUCAUGCUGCCAAUAUUGCUGCAUUGGCUGGGAUGCCACCCAAAGUAAUUGCACGAGGAGUGGAGGUAUCAGAGCUUAUCCGAAAUGGAAAACCCAUUAGACGUAUUGAUCAUCCAUCCAAAGAGAGCCAGCUGGAGAAAUGCAAGUCUCUGGUGGAAAAGUUCCUUUGCUUAGACCUUGAUGACCCCCAGAUAGACUUAGAGAAGUUCAUGAGUCAGGAAGUGCUGCCCUCUGCAGCCUCCAUUCUGUAACAGUUUAACCCUAGAAACAUGGUAUAUUUGUUAAAAGUCUCUCUGGCUGUCAAACUAAAAACAUUUUUGUAGGAGGGAACUUAAAAGCUCCUUAUACUUUGAUAUUAACAAAGAAUAAUAUCCCUUCCUUGGUGCAUUUUCUUCAACCACAAAUAUGAAAUGCUAUCCAAGAUAUAGUUGAAAAAUCCCUGGACAAGGAAAAUAUGUUCUCUGGGGGAGAUGGAAAUAGCAUCAGCCAUGAAAAAUAAUUUCUCUGACCAAUGCUCCCACCCCAUAAUUAAUUUUUAAUACAUAUUUAUUGUAAAAGUUAUGUUUCCUUUUUCCUGUUUCAGAUAGGUGUGUCUCCCUACCUGUUUGAGAUUUGAUGUUUUUUAUCUAGUAGUAGUAGAGCAUCAGGGCUGGAAGUCAGGGACCUUGGUUUCUCUUUCCCAUGUGACCGUGGGAUAAAAUCUUAACCUCUUUCUAUCUGCGUACAUAAAAUGAGUACAUACUAAUUUAAUUGCUUCAGAGCACAUUUUAAGGCUUGAAGGUUUGUAAAGUGCUUUAUGGCAAUAGAUGAAAGGUGCUAUAGAAGUACAACACAGUCAUUGUGUACAAGAUCAUAGUUUGGGACCAAACCAUGACACAUCCUUCCUGAGAUAGUAGCACUGUGCGGGUAAAGUGCUCAGUCCCUAAUGCAAGAGAAUGUGUUGCAUCACACUCUAGUGACUCGUCUAGUCACUUCUGGACCACUAUCAAGAGGUUGCACAGAAAUAUGUGUCCUGUUCUCUUAAGCCAGAAAAAAAUUGGCAUUAUGCAAGGCAUUAAGAAUAAAGAUAAUAGAGGGGGAAAAUGGAGUGAUGUCAUGGGCUGUAAGAAACUUAUUACAACACCACUGAUCUUGUCCAGGAAAGUGGCACUCACUAUGGCGAUUGGUGAAAUGGUGGUUUAAUAACCUUAUAAUACAUUACUCCUGGGGAACCCCACAUUCAAAUUCAGCUUAUUGUUGGUCACAAGUAGGAGUUUGUGAUUUGAUCCUUCUUGUUAUUGAUUGUUUGUCCACAUGACAUAAUAAAGCAAUCACGUAAUUUAUCUUGGACAGUCUCUGCUCAGGAAAAGCUAGUAGCUAUCAUAAACAGAAUGUUGCAGGGCAAAAACAGCAUACAUUGGCAGAAUCAUUUAGCACUUUGCUUUGAUGAAACAAGAACUGCUCUCUCCCUUUUAGGUUCUAUAUUAUAAGAAUACAGACUUAUUAUUUUGACUUCACUUAUUCUGGAAACAUACAGAAAGCAAGGGAAUUGUAGACUAUAUUGAUAAUGUUAGGGAGAGAUUAAUAUUUUAAAUUCUCUACAAUUUUACAUGAAAAUUUGAGGGAGGGGAAAUUGAUGAAACAGAAAUUUGCUUUCGUUGCAGUGCAGUGUUUUUUUCCUUUAAUGUUUUAUAUAAUUUGCUAUCAGUCUACAACAUAUACAACUACAGCUUAAAAAAAAGAAAAUGUACACGGGUGACAAAUUAACACAACUGAUAUAAAACAAUGACAGGGAUAAAUUACAGUAACAAACAGUUACUAUUGUUUCCAAUGGAAUUACAAUAUGCUCUCUUCAAAACAGUGUGCAGCAACUGUGCAAUUAACUUGUCAUCAGUGCAGUUAAAGCAAGCAUUUACCUUUGGACCUAAUUAACUGCUACACUGCAACCUGUACAGUCAUUUGGAUUAGUAUUAAUAUUAUUUAAAUACUUCCAAUCUGAUUGCAUUCACUUUCAAAUAGUGUCAAUGACUAUGCAAGCUGUUGAGCAACAGUGAAUCGCGCCUUAUGCUUUUACUUUUAAAAUAGUCUUGCCUUGGGGAGUUUUCAUUCUUCUCCAAAAUUGUCACAUUGAAUCUAAAGGGUUAAAUUUGAUAAACUGACUUCCACUUCCAUUAAGUUGUUAUGAACUAUGUUCUUUCUCUCACCUUAGAAACUGGUGGGGGGAUUCCAAAGAGAUUUUCUCUCAUCUGAUUAACUCCAGGUAAAUGUAGCAGCUGUUUUUAUGCUUAAUUAGCUUCUAUUCCAUUAAACAAAAAGAAAUCUGACCUUUUACUUUUUUUGCUGCUUUAAUUGUCUGAAGAGUAAUCUCUAGAAGAGACUUAACCUAUAUAGAAUUACAGAACUUUCAUUUUGGACUCAGUAUUUUUCAUUAUUUUACUACCUUUGAAAAGUAAAAGCUUUUCAAAAUUUUUGUUCCUCAAGAAUUUCAUUCUCUUCUCUUGGAACUAUAGAAUAGCCAGAGAAAGGGACCAUUUUAUCAGUUUUCCCAAAAUGUAAUGUUUAAUGAAUUUGGUGAGAUCAUUAGUGUUGGGGUAACUGUUUUUUUUAAGUCAGAAAACCCUAAAAUUACAAUGACUUCUCUCCUGAAUGUUUAUAACUACUGAACUGGUACUUCAUAUUUUAAAAUUAUUUUUAUCUACCAGUUGUUACUUAACAAUGCUAUAUAUAAGCUCUAUCAUAACCUUUAUCCAUUUUUCACUGUUACUUGUAAUGCUAUAUGCUAAUAGGAAAUAUACAUAAAAUUGUUUAAACAAUAAGAAACAAAGAAUGAUAGUAAAUGCUGCUGCUUACAAUGGAGAGAACUUUGAGCAGGAAACAUCCCAAUUAAAAGUGUUUCCCAUUAUUCAAUAUCAGUCUCCUAUGGUAUUUUUCUAUGGUAUAUCACUUAAUAUCUAAGCCACUAGUAUAUUUAUUAUUUAGUGUUCUGGAAAAGUAAUGUGCAUUAGGAUGACAGUAAUUUUAUUCUGUUAUUAAUAGCUAUGGAGAUCAACACAUUAGUGUACUGAACAGCAUUAUGAAACCUGAAAUGUAAUGUAGAUAAAUGUAAAAUAAUUCAUAUGACCCAAAUGACCUCUGACGUUAAAAUAAAUAACAAAAUUAGACAUAAUUGAGUAAGCAUUGAAGAUCUCUCUGCAGUGGUACAACUUUUACAGCGUUAAGUGCUAUGCCAGCCAGAACUUAUGUCCUGAAAUCGUUAGUUCCUUCCUAGAUUUCAUAGAUUGUAUUUAUGUUCUUCAAGUACGGUGGCAUAUCGAUAAAGUUGUAUAUUUUUAAAACUUUACAGUGAAAGAUUUUACUCAAUUAAACUAUUUAAUUUUCUGCUUAAGCAUUUUUAUACCUGUUGGGAGUACUCCCAAAGUUGUUUGUGAACAUUUCCCACCAAUAUACUUUAUCAAAAUAAAACACUUUAGCUUGUUGUGCUUAAAUUUUAAAUGUCAAAAGCUCCUUUUUCUUCUCAUACAAAAUUUUGACAAAUAUGUGAGAUCCAGGAAUAAUUUCACUUAUGAAUGUCAAAUAAAAGGUUGGUAGAUUCACCUAGCAUGCUACAUAGGGGCAGAAAAAAUAGUUGUGUGGAAAUUUAACAAUAGGAACAGGAGAGCAAUAAGAAACUUGGAUAGAGUAGUUAUUGUGGGUCAUCUUUUUGUGUGGUGUGAUCAUUUUUAUGUUUUUUCUCUUUCUUACCAUUACUGCAAUGUACCUUUAUUGAUGCACUAUUAAUAAUAAUAAUGAUUCUUAGCUCAUAUGUUAAACAAGCUAGUAUGGAGUUUUGUGUGAGUAAAGCUAGUAAUAUUAACCUUAAGAGAGUAAUUAAGAGGACGUGUCAUAUCUCUUUCCUUGUUCUUCUGGAAUUCAGCAUAGUAUAUGCAGUAAAAAGAGAGGUCACAAUUUGCAUUCUUUGCAUAAUCCAGCUAUGAAUUAUGAUCUUUGUUUCAAAACUGGUCUUUUCUGCCAUCCACUGUCAACAGGAAACAAUCCAAACAAAUCAC